Maudiozyma barnettii is the source of this 1071-nucleotide messenger RNA. It is a transcript of the gene RFC5, whose product is annotated as replication factor C subunit 5. Gene Ontology annotation, biological process: DNA repair; DNA-templated DNA replication. Gene Ontology annotation, cellular component: DNA replication factor C complex; nucleus; Elg1 RFC-like complex. The coding region runs from base 1 to 1071 and encodes 356 amino acids. The record is from RefSeq and is a predicted model, not a curated record. Gene Ontology annotation, molecular function: DNA clamp loader activity; ATP hydrolysis activity; DNA binding. The transcript has a single exon. NCBI's taxonomy places the organism in Eukaryota, Fungi, Ascomycota, Saccharomycetes, Saccharomycetales, Saccharomycetaceae.
AUGUCUUUGUGGGUCGAUAAAUACCGUCCAAAGACUUUGAAGUCUCUAAACCAUUCCGACGAUCUAACCCAUUUCUUAUUAUCAUUAUCGCAACAAUCUAGAGAUCUACCUCACUUGCUCCUAUAUGGGCCAAACGGUUCUGGUAAAAAAACGAGAUGCAUGUCGUUAUUAGCGGCACUCUUUGGUCAAGGUGUCUAUAGAUUAAAAAUUGAUGUGAGACAAUUUGUUACACCAUCCAACAGAAAACUUGAAUUGAAUGUUGUUAGUUCUCCGUAUCAUUUAGAAAUAACACCAAGUGAUAUGGGUAAUAAUGAUAGAAUUGUUAUACAAGAAUUAUUAAAGGAGGUGGCACAGAUGGAACAAGUUGAUUUCCAGGAUUCAAAGGGUGGGCUUGCUCAUAGGUAUAAAUGUGUUGUCAUUAAUGAAGCUGACUCACUAACUAGAGAUGCACAGGCUGCAUUGAGACGUACAAUGGAAAAAUACUCUAAAAAUAUUAGAUUAAUCAUGGUUUGUGAUUCGAUGUCUUCUAUCAUUGCUCCAAUUAAAUCACGUUGUCUCUUGGUGCGUUGUCCUGCACCAACUAAUUCCGACAUUAUUAAGAUCUUGAGUGAAGUUGCUACUGAAGAAAAAGUUGAACUAGAAUCAGGAGCAAUUUUAAAUAUUAUCGCAAAGGAGUGUGAUGGUAAUUUAAGAGUUGCCUUGUUAAUGCUAGAAUCUAUGGCAUUGAACAACGAAAUGCAUUUAAAAAAUAAUACUACUUUAAUAAAACCCGAUUGGAAAGUUGUAAUCAUUAAGACAGCCAAUAAAAUCCAAAGAGAAAGGUCUGUGGGUUCUCUUGUUGAAUGUCGUACGAUAUUAUAUGAUCUACUCUCUCACUGUAUCCCAGCAAAAGUUAUAUUACAAGAACUAAUGUCAUCACUACUAGCAAGUGCAAGUCUAGAUGAUUCUGUUAAGAUUAAUAUUGUGGAGGCAUCCAGUAUAUUCGAUGAAAGACUUUCAUUAGGUAACAAAGCCAUAUAUCAUCUGGAGGGUUUCGUGGCGAAAGUUAUGUGUAUCAUUGACGGACAAUGA